Molecule: messenger RNA, 660 nt
Organism: Saprolegnia parasitica CBS 223.65
Lineage: Eukaryota; Oomycota; Saprolegniomycetes; Saprolegniales; Saprolegniaceae
Exons: 1
Coding region: 1-582 (193 amino acids)
Source: RefSeq, a predicted model, not a curated record
AUGACACGCAACGAGACCCAAUGCAUCUUUGAGGGCUGCGAUGUCCCGAGCCUCCCGCAAUCGACCAAGUGCUUCUUCCACAAGAACCGCAACGUCUGCUCCUUUGCGGGCUGCCGCAACCAGGUGUACGCGCGCAUGCUCUGCGUCGGCCACGGCGGCCGCAAGCCUUGCUCGUCGCCCGGCUGCUCGUCCAGCGCGCGCGUUGGUUCGUUCUGCUGCCGCCACGGCCCCAAGCCCAACCGCAAGCUCUGCACGUCGCCAGGGUGCCCCAACGUGCGCCACACGGGCGGCAAGUGCAUUCGCCACGGUGGCGGCCGCCGCUGCCGCAUGCAAGGCUGCGAGACCCACGCGCGGACCGGUGGCUACUGCUGGCGCCACCGCGUGCAGUCGUCGUCGUCGCAGGACGACACGGACGAAACGAGCAGCGUCGUGAGCAGCAGCUCGACGGCCGUCGAGCUCGACCCGCUCGCGCUGCUGUUAGCCGACGACUAUGAGAACGAAAUCCUCGACGACGCCGCGCUUGACUCGUACUUCGACUUGCUCUUGCAGUCGGACAGCGUUGGCAUUGCGGUCCAGCUCUAAAGCGAUCGCAUUGGCCUUGGAUAGUAGAAACGAUAGAAACCCUUAAUUAAACUCAACAAAGUGGCGUGCAACAAGACA